AUGUUUGGCCUUGAAUUUUUUCUGGUGUUAGGAGCCCUUUUGUUCUUUUUCACAUGCUAUCAAGUGAUUAAGAUAGGGCUGAAAAUUCUAGAGGAAAUUCAGGACAAGCUAUUAGAAGUAAAGCGGGAAGAAAGAGUAGGAACAAAGAGAAAAUAUGGUUCACAAAAUAAGUAUACAGGCCUUUCCAAGGGUCUUGAACCCGAGGAAAAGUUAAGGUUAGGUAGGAAUACCUGGAGAGAGAUUAGAAGAAAAAGAGGAAAAAGGGAGAAGAAAAAAGAUCGAUUAGCGGAGGUCUCUAGGAGAUACUCGUCACUAGAUGAGCUCAGGAAGCCAGCUCUUAGUAACUCUGAAGCAAGUGAAGAAUCCUCCUCUGAGGAAACAGACUGGGAGGAAGAAGCAGCCCAUUACCAGCCAGCUAAUUGGUCAAGAAAAAAGCCAAAAGCGGCUGGCGAAAGCCAGUUUGCUAAUUGGCCUCAGGGCAAUCGGCUACCAGGUGCACUCCCGCCCUAUGCGGAGUCCCCGCCCUGCGUAGUGCGUCAGCCCGUAGUGCGUCAGCAAUGCGCAGAGAGGCAGUGCGCAGAGAGGCAGUGCGCAGACUCAUUCAUUCCCCGAGAGGAACAAAGGAAAAUAGAACAGGCAUUUCCAGUCUUUGAAGGAGCCGAGGGUGGGCGUGUCCACGCUCCGGUAGAAUACGUACAGAUUAAGGAAAUUGCCGAGUCGGUUCGUAAAUACGGAACCAAUGCUAAUUUUACCUUGGUGCAGUUAGACAGGCUUGCUGGCAUGGCACUAACUCCUGCCGAUUGGCAGACGGUUGUAAAAGCCGCUCUCCCUAGUAUGGGCAAAUAUAUGGAAUGGAAAGCGCUUUGGCACGAAGCUGCACAGGCGCAGGCCCGAGCAAACGCAGCUGCUUUGACUCCAGAGCAGAGAGAUUGGACUUUUGACUUGUUAACGGGUCAGGGAGCUUAUUCUGCUGAUCAGACAAACUACCAUUGGGGAGCUUAUGCCCAGAUUUCUUCCACGGCUAUUAGGGCCUGGAAGGCGCUCUCUCGAGCAGGUGAAACCACUGGUCAGUUAACAAAAAUAAUCCAGGGACCUCAGGAAUCUUUCUCAGAUUUUGUGGCCAGAAUGACAGAGGCAGCAGAGCGUAUUUUUGGAGAGUCAGAGCAAGCUGCGCCUCUCAUAGAACAGCUAAUCUACGAGCAAGCCACAAAGGAGUGCCGAGCGGCCAUAGCCCCAAGAAAGAACAAAGGCUUACAAGACUGGCUCAGGGUCUGUCGAGAGCUUGGGGGACCCCUCAGCAAUGCAGGUUUAGCGGCUGCCAUCCUUCAAUCCCAAAACCGCUCCAUGGGCAGAAAUGAUCAGAGGACAUGUUUUAACUUCGGAAAGCCUGGGCAUUUUAAGAAAGAUUGCAGAGCUCCAGAUAAACAGGGAGGGACUCUCACUCUUUGCUCUAAGUGUGGCAAGGGUUAUCAUAGAGCUGACCAGUGUCGCUCUGUGAGGGAUAUAAAGGGCAGAAUUCUUCCCCCACCUGAUAGUCAAUCAACUGAUGUGCCAAAAAACGGGUCAUCGGGCCCUCGGUCCCAGGGCCCUCAAAGAUAUGGGAACCGGUUUGUCAGGACCCAGGAAGCAGUCAGAGAGGCGACCCAGGAAGACCCACAAGGGUGGACCUGCGUGCCGCCUCCGACUUCCUACUAA
Molecule: messenger RNA, 1695 nt
Organism: Mus musculus (house mouse)
Lineage: Eukaryota; Metazoa; Chordata; Mammalia; Rodentia; Muridae
Product: predicted gene, 53983
Exons: 1
Coding region: 1-1695 (564 amino acids)
Source: RefSeq, a predicted model, not a curated record